Molecule: messenger RNA, 3081 nt
Organism: Solea senegalensis (Senegalese sole)
Lineage: Eukaryota; Metazoa; Chordata; Actinopteri; Pleuronectiformes; Soleidae
Exons: 4
Coding region: 394-1074 (226 amino acids)
Biological process (GO): spermatogenesis
Cellular component (GO): cytosol; nucleus
Source: RefSeq, a predicted model, not a curated record
UGCUUCCAUGGCAACAAAAAACUCCACGGGCUGACUGAGCCGGAGGAGUACUAAAGUGAGGGGGAUGUGGGAGGAGCGACGCUGUGAAGUCCAGGUGGUCGAGUCUGUCUGCGUAAAAACGCACCAAACACACGCCGAACACUUACGAAACGAGUAGUGAGACAAGGCGACAUUUAAAGAAAAAGUCACACAGCGCCCUGACAAUUCGAACAUUGACUGAGCAGUUUUCAGAAGAAGACUCCUGCAUUCAGCCUCAGCGCUGCGUCGCCGCCGCCGACGCGACAUCUCCAGAGGGAAAACCGACUGAAAAGAAGUGACCGAAGAGUCAGGGCUAAACUUCUGACCCAACUCACUCUCCUUUUGAAGAGAAUUGUUUCAGCGAGCAGAGAAGAUAUGUUUAAGAAAAGCAAGAAUAAAGUGCUGGUGGAUUAUGCGUCAGAGGAAGACGACAUGUCCUGGCACCAUCAUCACUCCUACAAGGACAAAGAUAUAGAAGGAGAGGAAGAGGAGGAGGAAGCUGUCACUGGUGUAUCAAAGGAGGCCAAGGUGAAAAAGAUCAUGUCCAAGAAGGAGAGGAAGGAAAAGAAGAUGCUCUCCUCCAAAGACGACGAGCACUUUCUGUUGACCGGAGUGAAACUGGCCGACCGCAGAGGGUCUCACAAGAAAAUCAAAGAUGAUGAGAAGGAUAAGGACAAGAAAGACAAACCAGAGAAGGGCCUCUGUUUCUGGGAGAGCGUCUCCAUGACUAUGAGGCAGAUAUCACCCUCCAAAAAACUGGAGAAGAUGGAGGGAUGGGAGCCGCCUCAGCUGGACAACUUAAACGAGUCGGUGACCGAUGAAGGCCCAGAGGACAAGAGUGCCAAAGAGGACUCACAGGAGUCUCCCCCCGAGUCUUUAGGCCUUCCACUGGAAUUGGCCUCCUGGGGAGGACAGGGUGCAGAGGAGGACUCUUCCCGUUACGCGAACCUUUCAGACUCCACUGAUUCGGUCACGUGGACAGCCCGCGCCAAAGUCAAGCUGGCCGGCAUCAGCAGGAUGAGCAGAGGGAUCGUGUCGGACAUGGCGUUUAAAUAGUGGCUGUUUAACGUCUGACGCCCUCGUCUGUGCACCGUCAGUAACGGGGACGAAAGCCUGAAGCAGACGUCUGCUUGUUUUCAUGGUCCAGUUUUUGAAAGCAGUGUUAUUGCCAACUCUGAUGAGCUGCUGUACUGUUGUUAUGUUCUGAAACACAAAGGCCACAAAGUUUGUCCUUGAAGAAAAACAUAAUGUCAGUUUAUAAACUGGCAGGACUGCGGCUUUUCAAUCACUGGCCUAAAUUGUAAAUACAAACAAAUGAAAGCCUUAAACUACUGCACCGUUUUCACUCUGGUAGCCACUGGUCUGGCUUAUAUAUAUAUAUAUAUAUAUAUAUGUUUGAUUGACAAUUGAUUUUUGUGUACUUUUGUGGCUGUUAGAUUAUUAAUAUUAGACAAUAUGUGAAGAAUACACACAAAAAUAUCUACUUAACAGGAGAAUGGCUUUCAGUUUAUAUCUAUGCAAUUACAAAUGUCUUAGUUGAAGCCUUAAUCUAUGCAUCGAGAGUGUGAUUAUGAAAGUCUUCAUCAUCUGGCAUCUGCCCUACCAGUGUGUAUGAAUCAGGGGUUUGCAACACUCCCUCUACCUUUGAAAAAACAAAGACUAUGUCUAUUUUCAUUUAAUUUUCAUGAUUUCUUUCAAAGUGAACACUUCUUUUUUUUAGCGAUAGAGGCGAUAAAUGAAAGUGGUUUAACGUGUUGUCCACUAAAAUAUGCGUCGAAUCCCAUGUCUGUGUCCCACGACAUAUUUAAAACCUCCCAAAAGCGACAAACUUGUCCGGUUUUCAAAACAGCCAUGUCCACAUUAAGAUUCCUGUCCAUCCUGUCACAUUUAUAUUUAUUCCAAAGUGGGUUCCUUUUUUAUUUUUUUUAAUUUUCUCCAAACAAUGAGGAGGACUCAAUAAGUCUACAUGGUUCUAGGUUUUGCUUCCAAGUAGGCCGACAUGUGCCAGUGUAUUUUGGUCAAGACGGAAAAACAGUGAUGAAACGUCAUCAGUUUUAUUUUUGUGGUUCUUAAAUGUCAUAAAUGCAACAAACUGUAGUUCUUUUGUAUAUAGUUAUACAACUUUAUACAUGAUGUCAUCUUCAUUUCAUGGGGCAAGUUUUGCAGUUCCAGAUUGAAUUUAUUUGGGUGGACAAGGAACAAAAAAACCCGGCUUUUUUAAUACUAAAGGUUGCAGACCCCUGGUAUAAAAUUGUGUGUGUGUGCGUGUGUGAGUUACAGGAAAAAAAUGUCAGAGACACUGUGACAGAGUUGUAGAAUUUAUGAGUGAAUCACUGUUGGGAUUGUUGAGAUUUAGAGUCCUGCUGUUGUAUGAGAAGUAUAUGGUGGCAACGUUCCAUGUUUCAUGUCAUAUUAGUUACAAUAAUUCAUCCAAGUAUGAUAUUUUGACGCAACAGAUACAAUAAAUAUGUUGUUCCACGGAAUCACAUGAACACACAGUGUCAUAGACUUGAUACUUUCUGAAUACUUUCUGUGCAGUGCCUUGUGUCCAUAGAAUGACGUCACAUGUUUGCUGUAAAUCUAAAUUAGGCUGGAUCAUCAUUUGAGCACAGAGCUGUUGUGUACAUACACAGUGCAUCACAACGCCCGAACAGGACAGAGAAGUUUGCCUAACGUGUAGCCUUACACUCUACACUCACGAGUUGGUUACAUAAUUAUCAUAAGCUUGACCACCAGGGGGUGCUGCCAUGUUACUAUGCAGUUGGUUGAGAAAAUAAACAGGAGUUCCAUUUGCACAAUGAUUCUAAUUUUUUUUUUUUUCAGUGAACACAUUUUUGAAAAUUCAUGCCGUUUGUUUGUUUGUCUCUUCAUUUUUUUUUAAUUACAUUUUGCUGAAUUUGUUUGAUAUUAAAGUCUGCAGCCAUCGCAGCAGAAAUUGAAUUCAGAUUAUGUAAGUCCGCUUCAGAGGAUUCAUCAUGCUAUUUUGUAUUUAUUCACUAAAGGGUUGAGUCACAUUGUUUCAGAGCGGAAUUUCAAAUAAAAUGUUUCAAAGUUUGGAGUACA